UUUUAAAAAAUAUAACCAGAAUGAAGAGAUGAAAUCCAAGUUGUCUGAUGCUAUGGACGCUGUUCCAGGUGAAGAACGUAGCUUGGCAUGGGAGACCAAUUCAAGUAGAUGUUCCACAUCCCAUGCCUCAGAAACAAGCAUCACAUCUGGGGUAUACAGUAUGGAAAACUCAUACACUGACUGUUCUCUGAUGGAAGAGAGAAAGACCAUGCAGGAAAUACCAAGCAACUCAACACAUCAGACACCAAAUGAGAAGAUAGGAACAGGCAGCCAAGAAUGUGAUUUUUCUAGGAGGUCAGCGCUGGGAAAAGCUGAAGAAAGAGAAUUUGAUCGAACUGAUCCACAAUCAUGGCCCUCGCAAGUACAACCUUCUAAGAUUAAAGACUAUUUGGUUCAAAUCACACAGGAAGUAGUGACUUCAGUGUCAGAGGAGAAAGAAAAUGCUUUGAUGAAAAAAGGGGAGCUUCCUCUCAAAGGAACAGUAAGAGCCAGGAUUCUUCAAAUCACUGCUGUAUUGGAAGAAAGAAAUAAAAAGAUUUUCCGAAGGGUAAACAAUAAAGAUUUGCCUCCACCUUCAGAGGUUGUCAAGAAGCCAAGAGAACCACCCAAGGUAUUCUCCAAACGAGGCAUAUCUGUAUCUUUACGGCAUGUUGAACAAAACACUGUACAGAAGGAUAGCAAGAAGGAAGUUCCAGGUUAUAAUCUCAGGCAUGUAGAGACAAAAAGGCCGAAGUCUGCACUUUACAGCAAAGAGCAGAAGCAACCACAGCAUUCGUAUCUUCCUAAAUUGCAAAAUAAGCCUUCAGAAAAGCUACCAAAAAUUUCAACAAACCUUGCUGACAAAGCAAAGAAGCCAGAAACUAAACAAUAUUCACCUGCAACUCAGACGUCACUCCCUGAACUGAUUCAACCAGCUAAGUCUGACAAAAGGGAAAAAAGGGAAAAACAGUCUCUUUCUCCCAAUACAUCAAAUACCACACCGGAAAAAUCAUUCAACUUUGUUGAUGAAAUAGAAAAAAGGGAAAUUCAGGCUCAUUCACCAAUGGCCUUGGGGGUUUCUAAUAUAUUAAAAGAAGUGAGGCCACUGUCAGAGAAGGAAAUAGCUCAGCCUUGUUCCCCUGUUCCUGCUGAGUUUCUUCCUUAUGUUGCAAAAGAAGCAGAAAAUCAGUCUGACUCAACUAGAACAGUGCUAUCAGAAACUUCAAUUCAACAUGUGCAAUACCCUCAUAAUAUUACAGCUACUCCCUGUGAACCUGAAAGGUCUAACUUAACUGAAAUUACAAAUCAAUCUAUGAAAUUUACAAUUCCUUCACCACUGGAGGUCAAAGGUACACCCUUUGGGCAAGAAAGGAUGGAGGAGCAAUUUACUGCACUUUUCCAAACAAAGUCAGACCAGCUACCCUUGUUGUCUUUGGUUCAGGAAUCAGGAACUCAAGAAAUUGAAUCUGUAUCUGAUUUACCAGCUAUGCAUGGUGAACCUGCAGUGUCUGAUUUAGCUGAAAUUAGAAAUCAAGUUAGUGAGUCCACAACUCCUUCAGAAAUGGAAGUCAAAGGUACACCCUUGGAGCAUCCUGUUGAAGAAGCAGAGAAGCAAGCUGUUCCUCUUUAUUCAACUGAAACCAAAAAUGGCAUCCCUGAAAAGGCAAGAUUACAAUCUUCUGUUAAAGAAGGAGAAAAGCAAGAAACAGAAGAGCUGGCCAGGGAGUAUUCAGAAAAGAAAAGGCAGCAAGGCUUGGUGAGCCUGAAGUGUCUGACUUAG
Python bivittatus (Burmese python) is the source of this 1759-nucleotide messenger RNA. The record is from RefSeq and is a predicted model, not a curated record. Lineage: Eukaryota; Metazoa; Chordata; Lepidosauria; Squamata; Pythonidae.